AUGAAGCUCACAUUCAUAUUUGUUGCUUCGGCUUUGGUUGAUAUUGCAAUUGCAGUUAAUCCUUCAUCCCAAGAUAAAUCUCAAUCCCCUAGUUCCCAAGUCAAAAAUGGUGCCAAGCCUAGCGCGACCUCCAGUAAGCAAUCUAAAACGCCAGUUAAGCACGGUAGUAUUGGUCUCAAAAAGCCUCAAACCUCAAAUCAUGAUGGUAGUGGCCAUGCCGAUGAUGCUGAGGGUUCUGCCGAUGAUGCUGAGGGUGCUGCUGAUGAUGCUGAUGGUGCCGCCGACGAUGCUGAUGGUGCGUCUGACGAUGCUGAUGGUGCUGCUGACGAUGCACAGGGUGCUGCUGAUGAUGCACAGGGUGCUGCCGACACUGCACAAGCUGCUGCUGACAAGGCACAAGAUAGUGCAAACAAGGCAAAGGGACCCGAAAAUAAGGCUAGAGCACAAAAGGCUGCGGAUAAUGCACAAAAGGCUGCCGACAAGGCACAAAAAAUUGCCGAUGAAGCACAAAAAGUUGCCGAUAGACUAGCGAAAAAGGGUGGUAAACCAAAACCCAAGGGCGGUAACCCUGCUAAACUAUUGCCUUCCUACAAGUCUCCGAAAAAGCCUGGUCAGUCGGGCGGUAAGUAUGCCGAGGAAAUUAUUACAUCUGAUGCACUUACUCAUAAGCUUCCCGUUGUCUUGGUCGCGUUUAUGGCUGCAUAUUUAUCUGAUAUAAUCCUAUCACUUACAAUCUGA
Molecule: messenger RNA, 738 nt
Organism: Batrachochytrium dendrobatidis JAM81
Lineage: Eukaryota; Fungi; Chytridiomycota; Chytridiomycetes; Rhizophydiales
Exons: 1
Coding region: 1-738 (245 amino acids)
Source: RefSeq, a predicted model, not a curated record